Paramuricea clavata is the source of this 9385-nucleotide messenger RNA. NCBI's taxonomy places the organism in Eukaryota, Metazoa, Cnidaria, Anthozoa, Malacalcyonacea, Plexauridae. The record is from the annotation of a GenBank genome assembly.
AUGAAAUUAGAUUUUAUCAAUUUCUCAUUGAUAUGCACUCAUAAAAUGUCUGUUUUUUCUGUAUUUCAGGAUUCAACGCAAGUUAGAUCUUGGACUUAAUGGUAGAACCAAUCUGAACAACCCAGUUUAUUUUCUAUACGCUGCAGGACCAAUGAGUAAUAAGAUAUUUUGAUAUUUCAGCAUAUGUUUAUUAUGAUUUUCAGUAUCGAUCGCCAAAACAUUUUGACUUGGUGAAAGGACAAAAUUCUUCAAUGGCAAUGCAUCGCCUUUUAUUUUAAUCAAUCGAGAUAAGCACAGGCGUACGGGAGGGAAAAAAAGGGGGCAGAAAGAAAUUCGUUAAACUUGUUUUCAUUUUGCCGACCAAUCAAAAAAAAUUUCCCAGCUAAACUUCGAAAGACGGGGAAAUUCUUGUAGACGGGUGCGGGGGAAGAAUUUUGGGCCAAAUUACAUUUUCGACUAUUGUCUUGCCUUUUUAACCAUUAUCUUACAGUACAUAUUUCUUGCUUUUCAAUUUAGGGGAGUAAUACAGUACUUAGUCUUGUGGUAGUGUAUAUUUCUUCCUUUCGUUUAAAGAUCUUAUUUUGAUAUUUUCUAGAGGACACUGGCGACAAGAUAGGUUUUCAUAAAUUAAGAGAAACAUCUCCAAAUUUCCUUAAUGUCUCCACUAUAUCUGAUAACACUGAUAACAGCAAGGCCAAGAAGGUAAAAGUUAAUAAAUUACUGGAGUCACUCAGUACACUUUAGUCGAAAUAGGGAAAUAAACAGUUUUUGAAAUGUUUGUUGCUUUCGGAAUUACUAUUGUUAAGGCGGCUCUCUACCUUUUUAAAAAUGUUGAAAAUGCAUAAAUUAGAUUAACUCUAAGUAUAGGUUAUUUUGAGGCAACGAGGGGAUAUGUGAUUUAUUCACCGAGGCGCGCAGCGCCGAGGUGAAUAAACACAUCCCCGAGGUGCCUCAAAAUAACGUACUUAUUUUUCACAUUGCAUCUUGCUAGAAAUAAAAAAUUGUACACCAUAUAUAUAGAGCAACAAUGAAACGGUUGGAAAUUGGUCACAAAAAUUACGGUUGCUAGCGCUGUGGAAACAAUGGCGAUUCAAUAUGUCAGGUACGUUAGACUAUCUGACCUAGUUUAAAGUACCUAUGACACGAAAUUUCACCCCAAAGGUUGAUGGUUGCAUUGUAAAGAUCACUUAAAAUGACUUAAUAAUUUCUUUUAUAGAAUUUUGGUAACUUGCUCCCUUUUCAAGAUAUUCAACUUUGUUUCAUAUGCAAAUAUCAUCGGUGUGACAUCAUAUCACAUAAUGAGUUUUCAUAAAAGUAUAGUUUUCUUGACGAAUACGUAUCUAAAAAACUUAAAUAUUGCCCUUGUAUAUGUAUUAGUUUCAUAACUGGUAAUUAACCCACUGUAUUUGUUUGUAAAAAUAUUUUAUCAAGGUAAAAUAUUGCGUUUUCAAAAUGUCAUUAUGCGAUGUGAUGUCAUACCGCAUAAGUUACCAAAUUUCUAUAAAAGAAAUUAUUAAGUCAUUUUAAGUGAUCUUUACAAUGCAAUCAUAAACAUUUGGGGUGAAAUUUCGUGUCAUAGGCACUUUAAACAAUUCUGUACAGCCAAAUUUUGAAAAAAAAAAAUCAUGCAUGGUUUUUAGGCCGUCAGCUGCGUCCCGGAAGUGAAGACAUCAAGAUCGGUAUUGGUAUCGGAAGUCGAACUUAAACUCUCUAUUAUAUCACUCAAAACGACCAAUUUCUAUUAACCAGUCUUUCUUUUAUUAUGAACAAAAGACCGUUUUGCUCGAAUCAUUUUGAGUUAUGUAAUCUUAUGCGUGUUGGACGUAAACAAUUAUCACUUAUUUGCUGAGACCGAGGGAAACAGUGUGUUUUGUGGACCCGAGACCGCCGUUGUUGCCCGAGGCGAAUCCCGAGGUCUCAGUAAAUAAGUGUUUUGUUAUAUAGUAUACAAGUGUCAAAGUAUAAAUAUUCACCGGUUAUUGGAGUGAACUUGAUUUGAAACCAAAACUGGAUAAAUGGAACGCCGUAAAUGUUUAGUAAAACGUUUUAAAAAUGAACUUUGGAACUUCAUGGUUGACACGCAUGCGUAUUGCACCCAUUUUAUUAUUGACCGGUCAAUAAAUGUUUCAUUGCGGACCGGUUGCCGAACAUGACGUUUUGUGGACCAGCACGUGACACGGUUUUAACCAAUCGGCAAACAGAAAAAUUGAACUUUGACACUAACUAUAUAACAACAUAUCUUGUCUGCAACUUUGAGAAGGUACAGACAACACCUUCUAAAAUCCUCAGUUCUAACGAUAUCUCUGUAAAAUCGCAAGUCUUUUGGCUAUGUUACUGGCCUGAAAAAUAACUAAUUUAACGCGAUCAAGGUAUUUAAAACAAAAGUAAUGCGAAGCCAACGUAACGGCAAAGACAACACUAAAAUGAAAUAUUGUCGAUUGGUUUCUGGUAGAAGACUUUAUAUACGACAUGAUCAAUCUUAGAUAACCUUAAACUAGAAGAAUAAUUGUUCACAUCAAAGACAAAGAUCAGUCCCAAAGUAUAAAAUCUGCUCUGUAAACUUACGACGAAGUGGAGAAAUGUGUGCAUAAGCUGUUUAUUUGGUGAUUUUAACGUAUAUGGCAGCCCUCUUUCCAAUAAUAUUCGCUUAUCGCACAGAAUAACACAAACUGAUAUAAUAGUUCAAAUGCAAUGAUAAGUUACCUCUUGAAUUACAUCUCGGAAACUGUGUUGGAAAUGUAGCCUAAAUGAUUACCGUUUUACACCGUUGCAUAAAACAUUUCGAUCGCAUGUAAGGAAUUAUUUCUCAUUCCAGAGACAUAGCCCAACGACUUACCAUUGAUGUAGAGAUAUAUGAUAUGACGAUUUUACAGAGAUAUAGCCAGAACUGAGGAUUUUACAGCGAUAUCGGUACCUUCCCAAAGUUGUAGACAAGAUAUGUUGUUUACGUCCAACGCGCUUAAAAUUACAUAACUCAAAAUAAUCCAAGCAAAACGGUCUUUUGUUCAAUGUACAGGGAGUCCCAAAAAACCCGAAAACUAUUGAAAUCAGCAAUAACAAUUUAAUUGUUAGAAUUUGAAUGCCUUAGCGCUCUGUUGGUUCCCUCGAGUGCAUAAAUGAUUGACAUAAGUAAAUUUUAUGCAUAAAGAAACUGUUUAAGAAGCUGUUUUUAAUUCCCAGGAGCAGAAAAUCGCGCACUUUACCAGGAGAUAUUCCUAACUAAAUUCUAAUAGAUGCACCUUGUCAAUAUUUUACCCAUCAUUACGUCCAGCUGUUUGGUAGGGCAUUCAAAUUUAACAAUAAGUGAUUUCAAUAGUUUUCGUUUUUUUUGGGACACCCUGUAGAGACUGGUUCAUAGGAAUUAGUCAUUUUGAGUUAUAGCCUACAAUCGUGUGUCUUCAUCCAUCCGUGUUUUUGAACAAUGAAAACAAUUUGUCGUGAAAUUAGUGAAGAGAAAAUCGCAGUUGUGAGAAAACAGCGGGUCUACGGUGCGGGACGUUUUCGGAUUUGAACUCGGCGUGUUCGAAAGUGUUAGUUCCCAUAAAUACAUUUCAGUUCCAAGACAUGCUUAAUUAAAAUCGUUUUCUAGGCUUUUUUCGAGGUCACAGCAAACUGCAGAAUUUUUAAAACUCGGUCAGGUAGUCUAUUAAUUGUACUACGAAAAAACGUUUCCUGAAAUAAAAAUUAGUGUUACCUUUUCAAGUAAAGUGGUUAAAAGUAAAAAAAUAUCAGCAAUGAUGAAUCGUCAUUGUUGCCAUAGCAACUGUGGUGACGUUAUUUAUGUGGCAAAUUUCAAAUUCUGAUACUGUUCCUUUAUAAAAGUUGUACAAUUUUUUAUAUCUGACAAGUAAAAUUCCUUCAAAAGUUUGAUAUAAUUUAUGAUUUCCCCCUAUUUUUAGUGCAAAGUUGCUUUGCACUAUUGUUAUGAGGUUAAAUUCAAUUCAGUGACCGAUCUAUAGAGUAAACAAUCCGGGGGGAGCUUGCAAAUUAUUUUUAUUACGUUUUCUACUAAGAGCUUCGCGAUGUUCGCAUUGUUCGGCCAACUAAUCGUUCAUAGCUGUUUGUAGAUUAUAACAAUCUAUAUUUAUAUUCAUGAUGGUACAUGUUCUUACUUAUUUAUCUGACAUUUAGAGAAGUUAUAACAGUUAGGCUAUAACCAAAUUACUGUUGCAUUUCAAGCACUUGUUCAGUAUAUGAUAUGCCCCCCUGUAACAUAAAUACACGUGCAUAAUACACGUGCUUUCAUAUGUUAUUAUUUUACAAUGGCGGACAUGGACGAGCGGUGACUAUUGAGCGGCGGUGUGAAAUCGUGUAGACUAUAGAGUGUAUUACAUCUGAGGUUGAUAGUAUUAUAGCACAGUGGUUUAAUAUCUACGAAAGAUACGGAGCGAUGUAUGCAUGAAUAAGUGCCAAUGGAUAGUUUUGAUAUAAAAUUAUAAGUCAGCAGCUGAUUUCUAUCAGCUAGCUUAUUCUUGUAUUAUUAUAUCACGAUAUAACCCGCGGAAAGAGGGACCGCUCCCAGUCUAUAUCAGUUAGCUUAUUCUUGUAUUAUUAUAUCGCGAUAGAGCUAGGUUUACAUGGCCCAAUAUUCAAUAAAUAGUAAAUCAUAAAAUUAAAAUUGAAAUUUUGCUCCAGAGGCAACAUGCCGAGGUCGAGCGUAUUAUAUUGUAGCGGCGACGCCAGCGAGAGCCAAUGUCCCAGUGAACUAUAAAUGUCUGUAUUAAUGAUCUAAUGUUUGUAGUGAAGUAUAUUAUUUUUAAUAGCAGAAAUUUCUGUACUCAAUAUAAUCUAUAGUCAGUAUUAAUGUCAGUUCGUAUUGUUUCCGAGACGUUAUAUAUAAACAGUCAUUCCAAGCUUUUUUCAACUGAACUAUUGGUAUUUAUAUUUCAUUGAUAAACUGUAAAAUAUUAUAUUUAACAGACACAAUACUAAAGUAAAAUGUGGUGCCCGCCUACAAAUAAAACUUUCGGCGUUUCCGCCUACAUGCACAAGUAAAGUUAUAUUUAGCACGCUACACAUUCUCCUGUCGGCCGCCAGUUGGUCUGUAUAUUAGGAUCAAAACUGCGUUUUAAAGCCUUCAAAAUAAAAUAUUUGCGCUCAAAAUACUAUCAAAAUGAGGAGAAAAGUGAGACGAAUCCGCUGGCAUACGGCCAAAAACGAGAAAACCAACAAUUCCGAAGUUAUCAAGGAUCAAACGGACUGCAUUUUUAAUUAGUUCAAUAAUUUUGAGCGAUUUGUGAACAAUACAAUUUCGCUUGUCUUUCAAAGGCAAUAAAUCGCUAGAAUACUGUUGUUUAGUAAUACAUUUGACAUCUGUGAAUAUAAUUUCUUACGCUGAUUCGAACAGUAGUAUUUUUGUCCUUGUUUGACCCAUAAAACCAGAGAUAAUUAAAGCUUAGCAAGUAGACAAACUCGCAAACAAAGUCACAGCGGGCACCGCAAAGUGAGAAAUAUUUAGAUGUCGGCCAUAAUUCUGUUUGCAUAUUAUAUAUUACUGUAAAGUCAUUAGACAGCAACUUCUGGGGCACGUGGCCAGCACGCAGUGGACUUGAACUCGUCCUGUCAGGUGACAACAAUUUCUUGCAAGCUGUUCAUUUUUGUUUCAUUUCGAUUUUCGAAGGCGGUUUAUUUUGUUUUGUAUUAAAUAUACAACGAAAAAUGGGUAGAAAAUUGAAUUAAAAGCAAAGAAAAAAGAUCUGGACUAAAGCCACCAUUCAAGGGAUUAAGCCGUGGAAAAUCAUCCAUGCGAAAACAACAAAAGUUACUGUCGUGGCUUGUAAUAUAUAAAAACAAACGCCAAACAACUUCCUUAUAGAUGCAUCAAUCCUAUCAGUUCAUACAUUAAUCAUUAUGCGAAUCAACAUAUUAAAAUCUUAAUUAUCAUUUGUCAUAUCAACUUUGCACUAUCCUUGGGAUCUCUGAGUUAAAAAUUGUAGGCAGCCACCUUAGGAAAUAAUUCAAUUAAUUAUUUAUAUACAUGCGUUCAACAAUACAAAGAACCAAGCACGGUAGAAGAAAACUAGAUUCGAGAGAAGAAUACCGCCAUCUUGAAAUUAAAUUUACGAAUUUUAACAAGACCACUGUGUCGGAGAUAAGUCAUCAUCGGACGGAAUGAAGUAGCAUAUACAAUAGCAGUAGCAGCAGUAGUAGUAGUGAACAAUUAGUUACAGCUAAUUCAUUAAUUUAAGGUUGACAUCUGAAGGUUAAAUCUCACAACCGCAAAAGUUCAACCCAGAGUUCAACCUAGUCGGCAUGUACAAUGGGCGUGUUUUAUUAUUAUGAGAUUGCUAAAUCAUGCCUCUAUAGUAAUGUUGUUAUUGUAAUCCCAAUGGCAGAAAACAACAAAUGAACUGGACUAACAAUUGAAAUUACUUGACUGUAAACCAAUAAGAUUACAUUCGGGUUGAAUGGUGCGCAGAUAUUUCGAACUCGAUAGAUGAUAGGCAAAUGAACACAGACACAGUUCGUAAAUAAGGUUAUACUUUAUAAUACGGAUCCAAAAUGUUCACGAGAAUAGAAGGUAUAGUCGUAUACAAUCGGUUAUCGAUUAUCGGUUCGAACUAAAUAACAUGACAAUGAAAAAUAUCUACUUAAACUAUGAAAAUACUGUUUGCGUGACUAUAUCAUGAAUCACGCGAUCGCACGAAUACGCAAUAACUAUCAAUAAAUGAACUAUACUGUAUCAUACCCUAACAUGCAUUAACUAAACAUAACUGAAUAUUUCAACUGAAUAUACAUUAAUAACUAAAUCAUUUAACAACAUAUAGAACCUACGAUUGCAACUGUACAAAAGAAAGGUCAAAUGUGUACUCACGUUGGUUUACACGCGCACCAAUGACUUUUAACUUUGGCUUGAAAACCACUGCGAGUACGUUGAAUACAAUGUGGAUAGAAAUAGUUUACCAACAGCUAUCACGAUAGCGUCCACAGAUACAAAACUUUGUCCUUACACAACAGACCUUGAGUCACGCAACUAACUAAUAACUAAAAUUCGAUCCCGUAGGCGCAACUAGAUUGACAAGCUCUGAUUGACAUUAGAUAGAUAGAUAGAUAGAUAGAUAGAUAGAUAGAUAGAUAGAUAGAUUUAAUAAUUUAAUAAUUUAAUAAAAAUACCGAUUUGUAACCUAUUAGGUUAAAUUACAUCAGUAAAAAGUCUCAUUAUACUACAAUAGAAUAUCUAGAUGCAUAAAAUUAUUCAUAACUUCAGUUGAAAAAGUUAUAGAGUUCAAAUUUAAAAAUAUUAAAAAUAUUAAAAUUAUGGUCUAUUCAUAUGUGAAACCAUCUGUGGAAAAAACGAUUUCAUAAAUCUGUCCGUUUUACAACUAUAGUUAUUAUAAUCGCUUCCAUAACGUGUAUUAUAGUUAUGUUCAAGUUUAGGCGGUAAGAGGUCACCCAAUUUGUCUCCAUGUGCAUUUUUAACAAAAAAACGUUCGCAUAAUAAUCGCCGCCGAUCUUUCAGUAAGGGUAUACCAGUAAUACUGCAAGCUUCUCUAUAAGUAGCGAAUGGCAAGACAAUACGCAGAGCCCGCUUCUGGAGUUUUUCGAUAUCUUCACUUAGGUAUUCUGUAAUAUUGAAGUGCCAAACUUGGCAGGCAUAUUCGAGUACUGGUCUGAUAAUGGUGCAGUAUACCAAAAUUAGAAUGCUAUUGUCGGCAUUUGAUCGUUUUAACAACCUUAGCAUAUAAAGGCGUUUUCCCGCUUUUUUAACAAUAUGGUUCACAUGCUCGUUCCAUUUCAAAUCAUCUUGGAUUGAGAGACCAAGAAUUCGGGCAGAUUUUACCCGCUCAAUACCAACGUUAUUUAUAGUUAACGGUAAAAACUCAUGUUUUUCUCUUGCAAAGUCAAUUACCAUUUCCUUACAUUUGUCGAUGUUGAGCUUCAUAUUAUUAACUUCACACCAAUUAUAGAUAACAUUCACUAGAUCUUGUAGUUCACUACUCUCAGUUGAUGUAACUCGUUCAGCAAACGUACUGUCAUCAACAUACUUCCAUCUAUCGCUCCAAUCAAUAAGAAGAUUAUUUAUCAUAACAAGGAACAAAGCCGGCCCUAACACCGACCCUUGCGGCACUCCACCGUUUAACGUUUGCCAGUCCGAAUGACAGUUAGCCAACUUGACUCGUUGUUUACGAUCAGAGAGAAAACUUCUAAUCCAAUUUAUAAUGGUUUGGGAAACACUCAUUUGUUGUAGCUUAUUCACCAGUAUGUUGUGAUCUAUUCGAUCAAAAGCUUUUUCAAAAUCAAGCAAGAAUACUCUCACCGCAUUGCUUGAAGCAUCUGUAGCACUCAGGAGGUGAUGGAUCAGGCUCAGUAGGGCAUGGGUAGCCGAGGAAUUUUUAACGGAGCCAAACUGCCGCGUAUCAAUCUUUGCACCAAUUGACUUAAGUAACCAGUCUGUAACAAACCGUUCGCAAAUUUUGGAUAAAGUGGGGGUAAGUGAGAUAGGGCGCAAAUCUUUAGAAAUGUCUUUUUUUGGAACAGGGAUAACGUUCGCUUUUUUCCACAUUGAGGGUACAACUGCUUCUUGAAUCGAAGCGUUGAAAAUCGAUGCCACAGGGGAAGAAAGAACGUAUGCAUAAGAUUUAAGCACCCAAUUAGGUAUUCCAUCAGGACCAGGUGAUUUGGAAACGGGGAUGGCGGACAAUUUACAGUAUACAUCUUUUUCUUCGAUAAUAAACUGUGGAAGGAUACUUGUACUGCCAUUUUCAAUUAGGUCAUCAACUGGAGACUUAUUCAAGGGAGGAAUAUCUUGGGUAGAUGAGACAAAAACAUCAUUGAUUUUAUCUGCUAACUCUUUACCAGCAAAAACCUGGUUGUUUACAACGAAAUUAGAGAAUGUUUUGUUCUUGGCGAAACCCGCAAGCUGUUUUAUACAUUGCCACCAUUUUUUAGCAUUGGGGUUUAGUUUUAACUCAUCCAUCUUUUUCUUUAGGAAAGUUGACUUGAGUUCAAACGUGCAUUCCACAAGUUGAUUGGUAAUGGUAUUCUCACGUUCAAAGAACUAGAGGACGUUGUCUUAGACGUAGAAGUUGCACUCAAUAAUCGACCGUUGAGUUACCUCGAAGACGACAUCGAACUUUCAGUUCUAACGCCAGCCACGAUAUUAAAUAUUAACCCGAGUCGGUUACCCGAGUUAAAGGCAAGACAUCUGGAUGAGGAAGACCUUCGAAAGCGGGCGAAAAUUCUAAAAGGGUGCAAACGAGCGAUGUGGAGAAGAUGGUCUCGAGAGUAUGUACGGAGUCUGCGAGAACGACACGUGAACGCGAGGGGUAAGCAAGCAUCGUGCCCCAGAAAGGGAUCAGCGGUCAUCAUAGCGGACGAAAGCAAGAAUCGGAAUACCUGGAAACUGGGUAUAGUGUCGGACCUCAUCAAGGGUAAAGAAAAGUGA